Messenger RNA from Purpureocillium lilacinum, 1428 nucleotides. RefSeq names its product blue light receptor. Gene Ontology annotation, molecular function: sequence-specific DNA binding; zinc ion binding; protein binding. Lineage: Eukaryota; Fungi; Ascomycota; Sordariomycetes; Hypocreales; Ophiocordycipitaceae. The record is from RefSeq and is a predicted model, not a curated record. Gene Ontology annotation, biological process: regulation of DNA-templated transcription.
AUGUCCCAGACCCAACCCCCGCCGCAGGGCACUGCCACCGGCGCCGACAACCCCAACUACUUUGGCUUUCCCAACUUCGACCUCGGGUCCCAGGCCGGCAACGACUUUGCGAGCUACUUCGACGGCAACAUGCUGGGCACAUUCGACGACGUCCAGAUGAUGGACACGGGCGACGACGCCGGGGCCGCCGAUUUUGGCUCCAAUUCCGAGCCCGCGCAGCAAGGCGCCACCGACGAGUCGAUAGCACGCGCUGAGAACCAAUUCAACACGGCCGCCAACAACGUCCCCGGCGCUGGGCCCCUGCCCCCGGGCUCCUUUGCCCAGAUGAGCCUCUCCAGCGGCAACACCCUGACCGAGUUUACCAAGAGGAGGAACUGGCCUGCCAAGGUGGUCGAGGAGCUUAGGGACUUUUUGCACAUUCUCGAUGCCAAUGGCCGCGUCAAGUACGCAUCGCCCAGCGUUCUGGGCGUCGCCGGCUACCAGCCCGAGGAGGUGUCCGACGUCUUCCUCAAGGAUCUCAUCCAUCCGGACGACCAGGGCAUCUUCGUCUCGGAGCUCAAUGAGUCAAUUGCGUCGGGCAACCCUUUGCGCAUGUUUUACCGCUUCAAGAAAAAGGACGGCUCUUACGCCAUAUUCGAGGCCGUUGGCCACGCCCACAUCGCGAGCGCCAAGUUUGCGCCCAACCCUAACAAUCAAUCGCCGUUUUGCCAGGCCGUCUUCAUGAUGGCCCGGCCGUACCCGACAAAGAACGCAGGCCUGCUAGACUCAUUCUUGGAACACAAGAUUGAGAACGAGCGGCUGAGGAGGCGCAUCGCCGAGCUGCGCAGAGAGGAAGAGGCCGACGCCGACGAAGCGCAGCGGCAAUGGAUGCAGAGCCAAGAGGGCCGUUCGGACAUCACGCCAUCAGAGGACACGGGCGCAUCGUCGGUUACGCCGUUCUACCGGGGCAGUGUCAGCGAUUCGAUGAGCCAAUCGGACCGCAAUGCGCUCAACGCCGCCCUGACCAGAGAGAACCUCGAGGGUGCAUCCGCCGGCAGCCGCCCAGACUCGCUGCGGGAUAAGAUGGCACGAUACGAGGGGUCGUCACACGCGGACACGAUUGAGAUGUUGACCGGACUGCGGUACCAAGAGGGCGAGCGCAGCCGGGGGAUUACGACGGGCAACGCAAGCCCGACCCUUAUCAAGGGCGACGCCGGCAUAGCGAUACCCGUCGACCGCGACUCCCGGCCCGGCGAGAAGAAGAAGAAGUUAAAGACGACGGAGGAAUACGUCUGCACGGACUGCGGAACGCUGGACUCUCCGGAAUGGAGAAAGGGCCCGAGCGGGCCAAAGACGCUCUGCAACGCCUGCGGCUUGCGCUGGGCCAAGAAGGAGAAGAAGCGAAACACUGCCAACCCAUCCCAGCAGGCCGAACACGCCAUGGGCUGA